Messenger RNA from Petromyzon marinus (sea lamprey), 3859 nucleotides. Its product is annotated as solute carrier family 2, facilitated glucose transporter member 5-like. Gene Ontology annotation, cellular component: plasma membrane. Lineage: Eukaryota; Metazoa; Chordata; Hyperoartia; Petromyzontiformes; Petromyzontidae. The record is from RefSeq and is a predicted model, not a curated record. Gene Ontology annotation, molecular function: D-glucose transmembrane transporter activity. Gene Ontology annotation, biological process: dehydroascorbic acid transport.
UGUGUGGCGUUAACUGAAUGCCACUUCCUAAUAUGGGGUCACAUCGCAUAUAUGGGGGAGGGGGACGACGACUCCCCCCACCCCGGCAACGAAAUUUGGCCUCGCAUCAUUUCGUUCCACCUUUAGCCUCACUGCCGUGGUCUUCAGAGUGCACGGGCACGAACUGUGCGAGUCGAGUGCGAGUGAGGAGUUGAAGCUGCAGAGGAGGUAAAGGGAGUCGUGGGCUCGGUGCGGGACUGCAAUCGCUGCUGCUGCUCUUCUGUGUGUGCCGUGGUGGCUGCAGGGGUCACUUCCUUGCCAUGGUUAAACAUAGAGCAACAUGGACACAAUCAGGUAGAAAAAUCUUCAUAGUGAUCGUCAGCAUCAUCAGCAACAACGAUGGAGCAAAAUACGCAAACUCGGAAGCAACGGACUCCAUGUCCCCGCCUCCUGCUCAUGGCAGUCGCUACGGGGCUCGGCGGCAGCUUCCAGUACGGGCUCAACCUCUCCCUCAUCAACGUCCCCACCAAGGUUGUGCAGGGUUUCAUUAACAGCACGUGGGAGUCGCGCUAUGGGCACCCCGUGAGCAGUUCCGUGCUCACGCUGAUCUGGUCCAUCAUUGCGUCCGUGUUCGCCGUGGGGGGACUCGCGGGGGCCAUUCUCGCGGGGCCCAUGGCUCAGCAACUUGGCAGGAAGUGCGGUCUCCUCGCUAACAAUGCGUUCGCGAUCCUCGCCUCUGUCCUCAUGGGGGUGAGCGACGUCUCCUCCUCAUUUGAGCUCCUCAUCAUCGGCCGUUUCCUCAUCGGGGUCAACUGCGGAGUGGGGCUGAGCCUGCAGCCCAUGUACCUGAGCGAGUGCGCCCCACAGCACCAGAGAGGUGCCCUCGCUAUGAGCACAUCCAUCUUCCUCACCCUGGGCAUCUUCUGCGGGCAGAUAGUCGGGCUACGGGAGGUGCUGGGAGGGCAGCAGCAGCUGUGGGCUGUGGUACUGGCGCUCCCUGUGCUGCCGGCGCUCACACAGCUGCUCGUGCUUCCUUUCUUCCCCGAGAGCCCCUGCUACCUCCUCAUCGACAGAGGCCAGCCCCAGCAAGCGCGCCAAGUGCUCGCAUGGUUACGUGGUGGUGAUGGCAGUAAUGGUGGUGGCAGCUGUAGUGAUGUUGCUGCUGGUGGUGGUGAUGGUAACAGUGCUGAUAUUGGUCAGGGCACUGGCGGUUCUCCCCUGGAGCACCGACUGGAUGAGGAGCUUUUGGCCAUGAGAGCGGAGCAGGAACAGAUGUCUGAGGGCCCCAGGUCCGUGUGGGAUGUGAUGAGGAACCGCGGAACGAGGUGGCAACUUAUCACCGUGCUUCUGCUCAACGUCACUCAGCAGCUCAGUGGACUGAAUGCGAUUUACUUCUAUUCCACGUACGUGUUCAAGGAGGCAAAGAUCCCAGAGGAGAAGAUCCCCUACGUGACACUGGGGACUGGAGCUGCGGAAAUUAUCACCGCCAUGUCCUGCGGCAUGCUGGUGGAUGGCCUGGGCAGGAGACCUCUGCUGCUGUGUGGCUAUGUUCUCAUGUCGCUUUGUUGUGCAGCCAUCACCGUGUCUCUGGCACUUCAGGAGCGCUCUAUCUGGAUGCCUUACCUCAGCGUGGCUCUCACCUUUGCCUACAUCCUCAGCUUCGGCAUCGGCCCCGGAGGGAUCAUGGGGAUCUUGCCAGCAGAGCUCUUCAUGCAAGACUCGCGCUCGGCCGCGUUCGUCAUCAGCGGCAGCGUCAACUGGUUCAGUUUCUUCCUCAUUGGCCUCCUCUUCCCUUUUCUUGUGGAGGGCAUGGGGCCCUACUGCUUCGUGUUCUUCAUGGUGGACUGCGUCAUGGGAUCUAUUAUUGUGUGCAUCCUCCUCCCCGAGACAAAGGACCGGUCCUUCGUCGAGAUCUCGCGUCUCUUCCACUCAAGAAAUUACGGCCACGCGCAGCCCCUCUCCUCCUCCUUUGCCACGUGCCAGAACGAGGCUGCGCCGCUUACACAAAGUGACCAGCUCGAGGAGUGACCGGGGAUGUGCGUUGGUUUUCAAAAAGCUCACGUUGAUUUCCUGCUGCUAACGUUGAGCGUUGAAGCAUUUAUGCUCAUCUCCCGUUUACAGAACCUGCAGAGUCCUUGAUGGGAAUUCCACAUUCCUAUGGUAAGGGGGGAGUUUCUCCACAUGACAACAAUUUUGAUCUUCCCCCACAAAAUAAUAUUUGUUUAAUCGAAGGAUGAUGGGCCAAAGAAACCCACUAACCGACUCGCAACCUUCCUAUUGCGAGCUGCUCGAUCACUCUACAUAAAAGUUUAAAUAUUAAACUUAAGAAAAUAAACUGUAGAGGUGGAGAGAGGUGCCAUGGUGGCCCUGAGUUCAGAGUGAUGUGCUGGUAAGGCUGUGAUCCUGGGUUCAAAUCCAGAUUUCAUCCACUGCCUGCGAUUUAAAAUGGGUUCUGUUGUGUAGUGAAUUGAUGGUCUGAGCCCAGUCACGAAGGACUCGCAUAGAGACCGAUGAUAUUAAAUUCGGAUCCGCACUUGAUUUAAAAAAAAAUCCAUCUCUGAGCAUUAAAACGUAGUUUUGACUGCCACGUGGCGAGCAUGACAGUCAGUGGCAAGGGUGGGUGAGAAAAUGCUACUUUCUACUCUAUAGAUUAGAGGUCACUUGAAAGAAUCUCAGAGGUAGCUCUGUGCUAUUCACAUCGCAGACCCUGCUCUUGGGUUCCAGUAGCUCAGCAGCUGAUGAUCGUGAGGGUUGGGGAGUUUGACCGGACCUCUAUCCAACCCCUCGUAAAGCAGUCCAGUGCACCUGAGCUCCCGGCAUUACAGCCACUCCCCAGCACAGUCAACCGAAUCAGGGAGCCACUGACUUCCAAAAUACACUUUAAUAAUUAACACAACAACGAAACAUCACAUUAAACAAUUACAUUAUCCAACCCACUCGCAUCUCCCCGAAAGUUCCCCAACUGGACAAUGGAGUCUUAACUCUGGACACUCUUCCUGGCCUCAUGCAGGAGCAGCUCUGAUGCAGGAGCAGCUUGCAGCCUCUGACCCCAGCGCUCUGAUGCAGUGAAGACACGCCCGUCAAUAGUUUCAGUCGGGUGAAUGCUGGAGAGACUCACGGCAUUCAUACUCAGCGAUGCUGUAGACGUCGAACGCCCUCUGGUCACAGGUUGCAGAAAUGUAGAAGCCUGGGAAGUUCAUCAACGGUGAACUCUCCCUUCUUGAAAGUGCACGGUGGAGGCAGGAUCACCACGCAAGUACUGUGCACAGACCGGGCAGCAGACCCUUCACAACGUGCCAUAGAGCAUAGGGGUCACGAACCGAGUCAUUGAUGUGCACAGAAUAGAACGAUCUGUGAAACUCAAUGAUGAGUCGGUUGGCAAAUCUGCAAGCCGCUCUGAAAGCGAGUCAGACAGGUUCGAAACUAGUUUUCUUCCAAAGACAUUUCAGCCUCCUCCACAUCUGCUUUGCAACGAUCACCUCGGGUGACAGCCAGUUACCGUGCACAUUCCCUGUUCUCUUUGUGCUUGUUCGGCUGGACAUGAGUUCAUCAAGAACAGCAGUGAUGCAAUUUUCUAAUUGAGCUCCAAAUAAAUCGACCGUGUACCUGAAAUAUUCAGAAACAACCUUCGGCACUCCCUCACUCUGCCUGAAAACUGAAAUAUAAAAUAUGAUCACACACAUGCGCCAGUACUCUACCCUUAAAGUGAACAUUCACGGAUAUCACCUGUUGAAUUUUGAAAAACACAUUAAACAGUUAACCACUUUGCCUGGAGUCUGAAUUAUCAUUGGUGUAAAAUAACGUUCUGCCCUGAACUCUCUGAUAACCAUUUUAAAAAUAUUUAAUGGCUAUGGCCCCAAUGCAUGGCUCAUAUGUACAC